GCAGGAUGCAAGUGUGGAGUUUUUAAGAGACCCUGAAGGCUUUUGAGAAAAUGGCUCCUUCCAUCACUACUUUAUCUUCCAAAAUUGCCCGCAUCAUCACCUCCAUCUUCAUCAUCUCCACUUCAUUGCCUUCUGCUUCCACUACUGCCAUCCCAAACUCUCCUCCCUUCAAGAAGAUCUAUGCCUUCGGAGACUCGUAUACCGACACUGGUAACACAGGAUCAACCACGGGCCCCAGUGGCUUCAACUAUGUAUCAAAACUGCCUUAUGGCAAGACAUUCUUUCACCACCCCACCAACCGGUAUUCUGAUGGACGGCUUAUGAUUGACUUUGUAGCAGAAGCUUUGUCCCUGCCAUACUUGCCUCCCUACCAGGACCAAACGGCCAAUAAAUCAGCGGGUGUUAACUUUGCCGUUGCUGGAUCCACGGCAAUAGUAUACAGUUUCUUUGUAUCGAACAACCUCGCACUUGACAUCACUCAUCAGUCACUUGGAACCCAGCUCAGUUGGUUCAACAAGUACUUGGAGGGUCAGGGUUGUAAAGGAGACACCACAAGAAGCCAGUGCGAUGCAGCACUAAGUGAUGCAUUGUUUUGGGUUGGUGAAAUUGGAGCCAAUGACUAUGCUUACACCAUUGGCUCUUCUGUGUCAAGCAGCACCAUCCAGAAGCUUGCAAUCAGUAGUGUCACAGGAUUUCUACAGGCAUUGUUGACAAACGGUGCAAAGUAUGUUGUGGUCCAAGGUCUGCCAACGACAGGCUGCCUGCCACUGGCCAUGGCACUGGCUCCAAUAGAUGACAGGGAUGAUCUCGGGUGCGUAGCGAGUGCAAACAAACAAGCCAGCAGCCACAAUGCAGUGCUUCAGUCAAAGUUGCAAGAACUCAGGAAACGGUAUCCUCAGGCUGUGAUUGUCUAUGCUGAUUUCUGGAACGCCUACCGUGCUGUGAUGAAGAAUGCCGGAAAGUAUGGUUUUCGAGAGCCCUUCAGAAGCUGCUGCGGAUCUGGGGGUGGACCAUACAACUUUGAUGUGUCCAAUGCAUGUGGCUCACCGUCAUCGAGCUCCUGCCCAAGCCCUUCUCAAUACAUCAAUUGGGAUGGAGUUCACCUCACUGAAGCCAUGUACAAAGUGGUCGUUGACCUACUCCUCAAUGGCACAUUCAGUCAUCCACCCUUUCAGUACUUGUUGAACAGGAAAAAACAAGCAGCUGGUAUGUACUGAUCAGAGGUCACCAGUCACCUUCGCCACCGAUCUGGAUAGUUGAACUAGUAGUACAAAAUAAAUGGGUGACUUUUCCUUGUAAUUCUUAGUAUAGCCAGUCUGAAAUAUAUUAGUGAAUUCAUACACACAUUAUCAUGGUAGAAGCUUUACUAGAGAGCCACAUUAAAAAACUGUGCAUAGAUUCAGAAUGAUCCAUUGGACAAAGAUGGUAUAAAUCUUACAUAGUUUAUUUCACAACUCAAUAGCAAGCAACAAAAAGAAAUUUCAUGA
This is a messenger RNA of Diospyros lotus (date-plum), 1487 nucleotides long. RefSeq names its product GDSL esterase/lipase At3g48460. The record is from RefSeq and is a predicted model, not a curated record. The transcript is spliced from 2 exons. Gene Ontology annotation, molecular function: hydrolase activity, acting on ester bonds. Bases 51 to 1217 code for a protein of 388 amino acids. Lineage: Eukaryota; Viridiplantae; Streptophyta; Magnoliopsida; Ericales; Ebenaceae.